Cooperia oncophora is the source of this 240-nucleotide messenger RNA. The record is from the annotation of a GenBank genome assembly. Lineage: Eukaryota; Metazoa; Nematoda; Chromadorea; Rhabditida; Trichostrongylidae.
AUGGACACUCCACGUGAUGACCUAGGCGUUCGAGAAGUGUUACACCUUCUUGACGGGCCAGUGGUUGACGCUUCCACAGGCCUGUCUCAUAUUGCAGUCGUCACUGAUCAAGGAUCGCUUUUCACGUGGGGAAAGGGUCUUGAUUUUCAACUGGGUCACGGUAACAAGACUGAACGCAGCGAGCCACAUAUUUUAUUCGAUCCUCGAGAUGUUAAAUGGAAACUGGGUGCCAUGCGGUAG